AUGAGACCAUUUGACGCGCAUCAGUGCAAAGGGAGGGGAAGGGGCGUCUUUGCAGACAAAGCUGCCGAGUAUCUGCCCGUCAUGUCGGAUGAUGCUGAGAAGAAUGAGGCUCCCCCAGGCGAGCAGGAGCCGCAAGAGAAGGAGGAGCAGGCCCAGGAGCAAGGAAAGCCACAGGAUGAGGCCCAGGAGCAGCUGCAAGAGCAGCCUCAGUCGCCCCCGCAGAGCCCCACGACAUCGGAGGUCCCUGCGUCACCUGUGAUGGUGACAGUGACCAUCGAGGAGGAGUCGGUGGAGGGCCCGCAGCAGAACGGGGAGGUCCUGGGGCUGAAGGCCGGCUCGGCCGAGGCGCUUGGAACGGCCCCUGCCCAGCCCACAAGCCCCCCAGCCCGCUCCAAGUCCGCCUCCCUGAAUGACCUGAAGCCCCAGAACAGCAUCAACGGGGGGCCCCGGGCUGUCGUGAAGAGCAGCUUGUCCGGCUCUCAGGUACACCUGGCGGGAGCGGCCGGGUCGCCACGGGCCAGCCUGAGCCGGCAGGCCUCGGCGGCCGAGUCCGCAGCUGGCGAGGCUGGAGAGAAGCCCCGGGACUAUAUAUUCAUUGCUGCGCUGUCCUGCUUCUGCCCGAUCUGGCCCAUCAACAUCGUCGCCUUCGUCUACUCUGUCAUGUCUCGUAACAGCUUCCAGCAAGGAGACAUCGAUGGGGCACGGCGUCUGGGAAGGGUAGCGAAACUUCUGAGUGUCAUUGCACUGGUCGGAGGGGUGCUCAUCAUCGUGGCCUCUUGCGCCAUCAACUUUGGAGUGUUCCCGUGA
Molecule: messenger RNA, 807 nt
Organism: Varanus komodoensis (Komodo dragon)
Lineage: Eukaryota; Metazoa; Chordata; Lepidosauria; Squamata; Varanidae
Gene: PRRT2
Product: proline rich transmembrane protein 2
Exons: 4
Coding region: 1-807 (268 amino acids)
Cellular component (GO): membrane
Source: RefSeq, a predicted model, not a curated record